Molecule: messenger RNA, 3058 nt
Organism: Lutra lutra (Eurasian river otter)
Lineage: Eukaryota; Metazoa; Chordata; Mammalia; Carnivora; Mustelidae
Gene: TCTN2
Product: tectonic family member 2
Exons: 19
Coding region: 118-2217 (699 amino acids)
Biological process (GO): protein localization to ciliary transition zone; smoothened signaling pathway; cilium assembly
Cellular component (GO): MKS complex
Source: RefSeq, a predicted model, not a curated record
CGGUUGGUUUGACAAGAUGGCGGCGGCGAGGCGGCGCGGGCCGGCUCUUCCGGCCCUGUGCUUCCCAGCUUCUAAGGCCCGCGCGGUUCUGUGAAGCGAGCCCGCCAGGCCCCAGGCAUGGGCUUGCCGCCUCCGGCCCCUCUGCUCUUGGGGCUCCUCCUUCUGCUGGGCAUCCUGAGGCUGCUGUGGGGGGACCUGGUUUUCAUUCCUGCUUUCAUCCGCAUGACCGGUCCCGCGGUCACUGCGUCCCUGGUGGGAGGCACCGAAGAUGUGACCGUGUCCCUGACCCUGCUGCAGGACAAGGAAGGAUUAUUGCCGGUUCCAGCUUGUGGAGUGCUGACCAAUGAGACGGGAGACUGGAGCUUGACUGUGACCCCCACUGUGAAUGCGCUGGAGGUGACAGUGAGGUUGAAGAGGGGUUGGCAAAGGUGUUCCUCUAAUGAGACGGAGUCCUCCUCAGAGUCCCCGUGUAUGGUCCAGGCUCUUCUGGUUUCAGCAUCUCGCAAUUCAUCCUGUUUAGCUCAUCUGCUCAUCCGAGUGGAAAUUUAUGCCAACUCUUCUUUGGCCCAUAAUGCAUCAGAGAAUGUGACUGUUAUUCCCAAUCAGGUGUAUCAGCCCCUGGGUCCUUGUCCCUGCAAUCUGACAGCCGGGGCCUGCGAUGUUCGCUGCUGCUGUGACCAGGAAUGCUCGUCCGAUCUAACGGAGCUGUUCAGAGAGGCCUGUUUCACCGGCAUUUUCGGAGGCGACGUCAGUCCCGACUCUGACCACCUGUGCUCUGUGCAGGAGAGCCGCGGGGUGCCCGGCUGGUUCCCAUUCCUGUGUGUGCAGUCCUCGCCGGCCAACUCGCCCUUCCUGGGCUACUUCUACCAUGGCUCCGUCUCCUCUCAGCGGCGUGCUUCCUUUAGAGUGCCUCUGCGUGCUGAUCUAAGAGACCUCUCAGACUUUGGUUACAAGCAAGGAGAUCCGAUCAUGACUGUAGACAAGACAUAUUUCACCAUUCCACAGGUGUCCCUGGCUGGGCAGUGCAUGCAGAACGCACCGGUGGCCUUCCUUCACAAUUUUGAUGUUCGGUGCGCUACUAAUUUGGAAGCCUACCAAGAGCAAGAUGGUGGCGUCAUCCACGUGAAGAUCAAGAAUGGUGCGGUGGGAGGCGUCGUUACACCAAGAGUAACCUAUGAGGAAGCCGCUGACCCAGACGCAUUCAUCACCAGGACAGGAACACUUUUAAGCAAUGAAUCAGCCUCCAGAAACGUGAAUGUGGAAGAACAUUACAUUUUCAGAUGGAAUAAUAAUACAAUCAGUGAAAUAAAUGUCAAAAUUAUCCGGGCAGAAAUUAAUGCCCACCAGAAAGGGAUCAUGACACAGAGAUUUACAGUAAAAUUUUUAAGCUAUAAUAGUGGUGAUGAAAAGGAAUUUUCUGGAAAUCCAGGUUACCAACUUGGCAAGCCAGUUCGAGCUCUGGAUAUCAACAGGAUGAAUAAUGAGACGACCUUACACCUUUGGCAAUCGGCUGGAAGGGGUUUGUGUACAUCAGCAACUUUCAAACCCGUUUUGUUUGGAGAAGAUACACUGUCUGGAUGUCUUCUAGAAGUCGGGAUCCAUGAAAACUGUACUCGGCUCAGGGAGAAUGCUGCCGAACUACUUGACUCGUUAGUACGAGCAACUCAUGUUGCAACGAGAGGCAACUCCGAUUACAACGAUCCUAGUGACGGCUGGCUGGAAAUAAUCCGCGCAGAUGCCGCCGACCCAGGUGCAGCCCCGCCAGGUGCAGCCCCGCCUGUCAGCGUCCGGGGCCUCUGCGCUGCUGUUCCCGCCCGGCUGCACAUCCGCAUCCUCGUCUCAGAUGCCGGCGCAGUGGAAGGGAUGACUCAGCACGAAAUCGUUGGCGUAGAGACAAGGCUCUCUACAGUGAACUGGCAGUUCCAGUGUGGGCUUACCUGUGAGGAUAAGGCCGACCUUUUCCCUGUCAGUGCCUCUGUCCAGUUCAUUAAGAUACCUGCCCAGUUACCCCGGCCACUGACAAGAUUCCAGAUCAAUUUUACAGAGUAUGACUGUAACAGAAAUGAGGUGUGUUGGCCGCAACUUCUAUAUCCACUGACCCGUUAUUAUCAAGGGGAACCUUAUUCUCAGUGCGUAGCCAAGGGCUUACUCUUGUUAUCCUUCUUCGUAUUAGCUGUGUUCCUCAGUAACCCCUGGACCAGAACAUGCAAAGCUUGAAAUGCAACUACCACCUGACUUCUUACAGACCACAGACUUUUGCUUCAGUGACUUGUCGUACUCCUAUGCCUUUGUAAAGUUGUAAUAAAUGCAGCACCCAGCAGUGCUUUAUUUUUGAGAUUUUUUAAAAGUUAAGUGCACUGCGGAUUUAAUUCACAUACGUAACUAUCCAGGUGUGCGGAGCGAUGCAGAGCAGACACUCUCAUUGCUGGACCAGACCAAGCAAAAUGCAUAAGAGGGUCAACUGUGUAAAUAAAUGUUAUCAGACGCUUUUGUGUAUAUCACAAGUUCCCACAGUCACGGGAGUUUUGGUCCACAUGUUCUUCUUACUUUAGAAAGUAUUUUCUUUAAAUUCUUAUAUAUUUCCAAUGAAUUGGUUGGUUAAUUUCCUCUAUUUCAAAGAAAGAAUUAAAAAUUCAUAAAGCCUUAAAAAUGUAUAUACCAUAAAAUGUAUGUAUUAUUUUGUAAAUAUACACAAAUAAAUUGAGGAGGGAAGAUGUGGAGGCUGAAGGAGGGAAAGUAAUAUUGGGAGGAGAGUAAAACAAAACCAGGAGGAGAGGUCAGCACAAGUAUGAUCAGGUACAGGAAUCAUAGACCCAUGUAAAAUAAGCUGGUUUUCAGUGAAGGAUAGUUUUUCCUAGUUGAUGCUUGAGAGAAAUUCCUCCUGUGGCUCCCUACGAGGGGACAGACAGCAUGAUGUAGGGUGGGGGUGGGGGGAUGGAUGUCAUCAACCACAGCCCACAGGGCCACAUGGCAAAUCUCUGCAUCUUCUUUGUGGACUAGACAAAUUUUAGUCAUGUAUCAGAUGGACUUUGUACAGGGUCAGUAAACCUAAUUUUGA